This is a messenger RNA of Lodderomyces margitis, 1635 nucleotides long. RefSeq names its product carboxypeptidase C (gene CPY1). The transcript has a single exon. Gene Ontology annotation, molecular function: serine-type carboxypeptidase activity. Gene Ontology annotation, cellular component: fungal-type vacuole. NCBI's taxonomy places the organism in Eukaryota, Fungi, Ascomycota, Pichiomycetes, Serinales, Debaryomycetaceae. Gene Ontology annotation, biological process: proteolysis. Bases 1 to 1635 code for a protein of 544 amino acids. The record is from RefSeq and is a predicted model, not a curated record.
AUGAAGCUCUCAACAACCACAGCUGUAUCAUCUGCGUUGGCAUUGUUGUCGGUAACUGCCGUCGACGCUUUAACAAUCCAGAACCCAUUCAAUGGGCAACAACCUUUGCAAUUGGAUUUCAAUUACGACAAGUAUGCCUCCCAAUUGUCCAACUUGUUGUUUGACGAGGAAAAGCAAAACGACUUCUUUUCCAAGGUCUCAACUUUCUUCAACGAACCUUUGGAAUCAUUGACUCAUGAAACAAAGAAGUUAUGGUCAGAUAUGAUUUUGAAUUCGAAGCAAUUUAACGACUUGAGAUUCACUAUCCCUGGAAAAGCCGGCAAGAUUAUUAAACAAAACUUUGACUUCCAUGUCAAGGAUCAAAAGGUGCCUAACCAUCAGUUGAGGGUCAAAUCCACCCCUGAAGACUUGGGGAUCGAUACUGUCAAGCAGUACUCGGGAUAUUUAGAUGUUGAAGAUGAAGAUAAGCAUUUCUUCUUCUGGGCGUUUGAGAGUAGAAACGACCCAAAGAAGGACCCAGUCAUCUUGUGGUUAAAUGGUGGUCCAGGAUGCUCGUCAACCACAGGUUUAUUUUUUGAACUAGGCCCAUCCUCAAUCAACAAGGACAUCCAAGCAGUGCACAACCCAUACUCCUGGAAUAAUAAUGCCACAGUAAUUUUCUUGGACCAGCCUGUCAAUGUUGGAUACUCCUACUCGUCAUCCUCGGUCUCAAACACUGUUGCUGCUGGUAAGGAUGUUUACGCUUUCUUGGAGUUGUUUUUCAAGCAAUUUCCACAAUUUGCCGAGUUGGAUUUCCACAUUGCAGGUGAGUCUUAUGCUGGCCACUACAUUCCUGUGUUUGCCAGUGAAAUUUUGAGCCACCCAGACCGUUCUUUCAAGUUGAGUUCUGUUUUGAUUGGUAACGGUUUGACUGAUCCAUUAACUCAAUACGAAUACUACGAGCCAAUGGCCUGUGGUGAAGGUGGUGAGCCAAGUGUGUUGGAACCAGAAGAGUGUCAGUCAAUGACCGAUUCCAUUCCAAGGUGUCAAUCGUUGAUCCAGCAAUGUUAUGAAUCGGAGUCGGUAUGGAGCUGUGUUCCGGCAACAGUCUAUUGCAACAAUGCCCAAAUGGGUCCUUACCAAAAGACUGGUAGAAACGUUUAUGACAUUAGAACUAUGUGUGAGGGAUCAGACUUGUGCUACGAAGGUUUGCUGUAUAUCGACACGUAUAUGAACAAGCCUGAAGUUAUGAAGGCUUUGGGUGCCGAAGUAUCCAGCUACGAGUCGUGUAAUUUCGAUGUUAACAGAAACUUUGUAUUUGCCGGUGAUUGGAUGAAGCCUUACCACAAGAAUGUUAUUGACAUUUUACAACAAGACUUGCCAGUUUUGAUUUACGCAGGUGACAAAGAUUUCAUUUGCAAUUGGUUAGGUAACGAAGCGUGGACUGACAAGUUGGAGUGGAGUGGCUCUAAGGGCUUCUCUAAGGCUCCAGUGAGAAAGUGGAAGAUUGACGGCAAACAUGCUGGUGACGUCAAGAACUACGAACAUUUUACUUUCUUGAGAGUCUUUGGUGGUGGCCAUAUGGUUCCAUACGACCAGCCAGAAAACGCUCUUGACAUGGUCAACAGAUGGAUUUCUGGAGACCGUAAAUUUUAA